GUAGGGGGCACCGGCGUGCGGCACGGCCGAGCCCCCAGGUAGCUCCGCGCGCACAGCAGGACCGUCAUUGACGCCAUGAGCGCGCUGCUGCGGCUGCUGCGCACGGGUGCCCCAGCCGCUGCGUGCCUGCGGUUGGGGACCAGUGCAGGGACUGGGUCGCGCCGUGCUAUGGCCCUGUACCACACUGAGGAGCGCGGCCAGCCCUGCUCGCAGAAUUACCGCCUCUUCUUUAAGAAUGUAACUGGUCACUACAUUUCCCCCUUUCAUGAUAUUCCUCUGAAGGUGAACUCUAAAGAGGAAAAUGGCAUUCCUAUGAAGAAAGCACGAAAUGAUGAAUAUGAGAAUCUGUUUAAUAUGAUUGUAGAAAUACCUCGGUGGACAAAUGCUAAAAUGGAGAUUGCCACCAAGGAGCCAAUGAAUCCCAUUAAACAAUAUGUAAAGGAUGGAAAGCUACGCUAUGUGGCGAAUAUCUUCCCUUACAAGGGUUAUAUAUGGAAUUAUGGUACCCUCCCUCAGACUUGGGAAGAUCCCCAUGAAAAAGAUAAGAGCACGAACUGCUUUGGAGAUAAUGAUCCUAUUGAUGUUUGCGAAAUAGGCUCAAAGAUUCUUUCUUGUGGAGAAGUUAUUCAUGUGAAGAUCCUUGGAAUUUUGGCUCUUAUUGAUGAAGGUGAAACAGAUUGGAAAUUAAUUGCUAUCAAUGUGAAUGAUCCUGAAGCCUCAAAGUUUCAUGGUCUCAGAAAUAUUCCAGUAUAUACAAUAAAUCGCAUAGUCAUCCUGCCUUCACUUGACAGGAGCCAAACUUCCAGCCUAUCCUACCUGCCUGCACAUCAGGAUUCCUGUGUGCCCCUGGAUGCAGCCCUACAUGUUGUUUUGUAUUUUUGUUCCCUCUUGGGUCUUGGGUUUUUGAGUCUUUUUGAUGUUAAUCUGUUUAUAAGGUAUCUAUUUUAGGUAGGUUAGCCUGAGGGAGUACAUUGAAACACGAAUUUAGUGCCCCUCCUGUCAAAAGGUCUCUGUUUUUUCCAAAGCAGAAUGCUUUGGAAACUUGAGGAGUCUUUUUAUUUGCUGAUAAUUUGGUUAAUAUGCUUGAACUCAGUGAAAGCCUAAUUUCAGAAAUAAAUAUUUAUAAGUACUUCACUCAAGUAAUUCUAUUUAUAUAUUCCCUCUCCAUUCCAAAUGUUUAAAAGAGGGGUUAAUUUAACUUCAACACAGUGGAAAAAAAUAAAUUUAUAAGAACUAAAUUGUAAUAAUAUUAGAGAUAAAAGUAAACGUGUCUGUUGUUAAAUAAGAAAUUAAUUACAAAUUCAUUUAGGGUCUUUACUGUAAGUGAAAAACUAUAUGUGCAUAGCAAAAAGUUAUUAAUAAGUAUGCAUGUGUAUGUGUAUAUAUGUAUACCUAGAUACUUUUUAUAUAUGUUAUUUUUAGUCUUUCUGUUUGUUUAUAACUAUGCCUACCUACAUUGAUUUUUCAGGAGCAUUAUUAUACAAAUUAAAAUAACUGUCAAUAUUAAUGAAAAUCUGUUUAGUAUUUUUCUAAAAAAAUUAACUCAUGUUUGUGUAUUUAUUUAUUUAUUCAUUUAUUUAUUUUUGAGGUGGAGUCUCACUCUGUCACCCAGGCUGGAGUGCAGUGGCAGGAUCUCGGCUCACUGCAAGCUCUGCCUCCCAGGUUCAUGCCAUUCUCCUGCCUCAGCCUCCCGAGUAGCUGAGACUACAGGUGCCCGCCACCACGCCCAGCUAAUUUUUUGUAUUUUUUUAGUAGAGACAGGGUUUCAACGUGUUAGCCAGGAUGGUCUCGAUCUCCUGACCUUGUGAUCUGCCUGCCUCGGCCUCCCAAAGUGCUGGGAUUACAGGUGUGAGCCACCGCGCCUGGCCUGUGUAUUUAUUUUUGAAAGAUAAAAGCUUGUAAAGCUAUUAAUUUGCCUGUAAGUAUAACUUUGGCUGUGUUCAUGGACAAAGUUUUGGGGAAUUGGAGAGAUAGUGAUUGAUAUUUGUUAAGAAUUAUUCCCUUUUAUUAGGUGAUUUUCACCCAUUAUUUAAUCCCCAUGACAACCUUGGUUUCUUCUUCCCUAUUCUGGAUUUGAAGAAACAAGGUAGUACAUUUUUCCCAAAGUGAUACAAUAUGGAAGUACCAGAAAUGGAAUUUAAACUUAGUGCUAUCUGAUUCCAAACAUGUUUUUCUUUAGUUCUUGUUAGAAACUUCCUGAGUGUUCUCAUUGUCAUUAUUUUCUGAAUAUUUUUAGAGUUUUGAUUUUCUUUUGGACUCAAAAGUUAUUUAUUUAGUAAGACUUUUUAUUCUUUGUUUAUUUGCUUUUAAUAUUUAUCUUUUAAUUAUAUUUAAAAAAUCAGGGGAUUGGGGGUGGUUCUUUUUCAGUAGGCAAGAGUUUUUAAAUGUGUUUAUUGUUGAUCUUUAAAUUUAUUAUAUUGUACUUAUAGAAUGUGUUGUCUUAAUUUCCAUAUGUUUAAAAUUUCUUAACAUUUUCUUUGUUUUUGGUAUAUAAUUAUUUUUAAAGGUUAUUGUUUUAAUAUGUCUCUAGAUUAAAUAGGUCUCAUACUUUCUCUAAAUUUCUCUCUCAUAUAUACUGUUCAUGGUCUUUGUAUAUAAAAUAUACCUUAUCAAUUUGGCUUUUGAAGUCAUAUCAUUACUAUUAACUUACUUCCAAAGUAUGUUUAAUUCUGAAGUGUGGGUAAUAUUGAAGUCUUGGCAAACGCAUGUGAUUAGAAACCCCCCUGGUGCAACAGAGUGUGUUUUUGGAUUCAAAAAAAAAAAAGAGUAGAAAGAAUUUUCUAAUUAGAUUUUAGAAACAAGUGAAUUGGUUUAUAUGGAAAGGAAAUUUGGUUAUAUGAAAGAUAUACAGUAUCCCCAGUGAAGGAAAAAAAAAGUCAUAAAUGUUUCUCUUAGAAAGUAUUGUGUUAGAUUUAUCUCAUGUCUGCAGAGAUAAAAUGGUAGGUUUUCAUUAAGUUAUUAUAGGUUUUCUUUUAUAGAAACAUAAACCAAAGUUAGUUAAGAAAAACUAAAUUAAAGUGAGAGCUCUGGACUUGGAAAAACCCAAUGGAACCUUAAGAUUUGUCUGUUAUAUUGCUUCAUUAUUACCUGUUUUUCAACUGGAAUUUUAGAGAGAAAUUUAUGAUAUUUUCAAUGUAUUUAUAUAGAACUAUGAUUAUUUAUAAAACAUAUUUUUAUAGUUUUAAUAUAAAAAUUCCCUUAAGGAGAUUCUAUAUAAUCUUUGUUAAUUAAACUUUCAAAUUUGAAAAUAAAUCAUGGCUGCACACUA
This is a messenger RNA of Gorilla gorilla gorilla (western lowland gorilla), 3268 nucleotides long. It is a transcript of the gene PPA2, whose product is annotated as inorganic pyrophosphatase 2. The record is from RefSeq and is a predicted model, not a curated record. Gene Ontology annotation, cellular component: cytoplasm. Gene Ontology annotation, biological process: phosphate-containing compound metabolic process. The transcript has 8 exons. Gene Ontology annotation, molecular function: magnesium ion binding; inorganic diphosphate phosphatase activity. NCBI's taxonomy places the organism in Eukaryota, Metazoa, Chordata, Mammalia, Primates, Hominidae. Bases 76 to 948 code for a protein of 290 amino acids.